AUGCCGCGCCGUCGGCCUCCCGGCAGGACCUCUGCCGCUUUGAGCUCGACCCUGAUCGCCCUACUGCUCGUGUUUCCUUUUGUGGCCUCCGCUCAGCAGCAGCAGCCCGGCCACCAACACCAUGCCGUCCGCAACUCUCCUCGCGAGGAGCUCCUCCGCGACACUGCGGACCAUCGGCCGUGGUCGUCCGCCCAUCUAGACGCCCUGUCCGAGUCCGCCGCUCCAGCGUCCAACCAGCGCAACCCCAACCGCAACCCCAACAGCAACAGCAACAGCAUCAAGCACAACAUCAACAACAACAAUAACAACAACCGACACCGCAACGUGCCCUUCAUUCCCAAGAACGAGCGCGCCAUUGCGACUUUGGCUCCAGCAGACCCCGAGUUCGCUGUUCGAGCACCUCCUGCCAGGUCGGCCGCCGGCCCUUCCGGCGGCCUCUCCUCGCGACAUCGUGCGCGGUCCCUGCAGGAUUGGGAAGUCGAGGAUUUUGUCCUUCUGGCGACCGUUGAUGGCAAGAUUCACGCGAGAGAUAGGAAUACCGGCGAGGAGAGAUGGACCCUCUUCGCCGACCGUCCAAUGGUCGACAUGGUCUACCACCAGCGGAACAAGUCCGAAGAAAGCGACGUCCUGGACGAUGGCCCGGAGUGGAUCGUCGAGCCGAAUCAGGACGGGGACCUUUACGUUGCUACUCCGGCUCCAAACAUCGGCAUCCACAAGCUGAACCUGACGGUGAGGCAGCUUGCCGAAGAGCUAUCGCCCUACGCAAGCGACGAUCCGCCCGUGGUGUACACGGCAGAGAAGAAGAACACUCUCUACACGGUCGACGCCGCUACCGGCCGAAUCUUGAAGCAGUUCAGCUCCGGAGGCUCGUCCGUCAUCGAUGAGGGCAGCUGUCGUCGCAUCAGCGGGCUCGAGGGCAUCGACGAGGAUGAGUGCGAGUCCAUCGGAACGCUGGCUCUCGGUCGCACGGAGUACACGGUCGGAAUUGCUAACAGAGACACGGGCACGCCGAUCUGCACAAUCAAGUAUUUCGAAUGGGCCCCUAACAACAGGGACCGCGACCUCCAGCUCCAGUAUUCAUCGACCAUGGACAACAAGUAUAUCUACAGCAAGUACGACGGAAACAUCUAUGCGUUGGACCACACCAAGGACAAGGAAAGAAACGUCUAUCACAACAAGUUCGAUUCUCCGGUCGUCCGCGUGUACGAUAUCGUGCGGCCGUUCCAUGCCAACUCUCGUGACACCUCUCUGGUUCUUCUACCCCAACCUCCCGGCCCUGCUACGGUUCAAGAAUUCCAGCAGGACGUCUUCUUGAACUGCACCGAAAAUGGUAGCUGGUUCGCUAUGUCUGAGAUCAGCUACCCCGCAGUUACCGACGGUGCCUCGCCAGCAUUGUGCUACACGCUCAACUGGAACGACUUUUCCGCGGUCAAUUGGCACACGCAGCAGGGCUCGCUCAGGCCUUUGCUGGUAGGUGUUCACUCUUUGACGCACACUGCUCAUCCCAUACCGAUGAUUGGAGGUGCCGAGGAUGUCCUUCCCAUCGGCGCCUCGGAGGAGCUGGGCCAGGAGCCUGUUCAGACUGAAAUUCCCCUUCCAAAACCGUCUAUUGCUCAGGCUCCUGUGUGGCAUUUGUCGAUCUGGACCUUCCUGGUAGCGACCCUCUUCCUCAUUCUCGGCGCUUCGCUGAGCGGUGACUGGAAGAAAACCUUGCACAGACCGCUUGAAAACUUCAGGUUUAAUGCGCCUCAUCCUCCUCAAGUAUCUCCAAGCGUGCCACAAAUUGAGGUAGCAGAAUCGCUAAAGGAUGAGCCAUCAGCCGAACAACCACCAGAGGAGCGGAAGGUCAGGUUCCAGAUGGGUGGUGAGGAGAUCACCGUUCCGGGUGAGGAUGCGCCGAGUAAUGGCAUCGAAAGUAGCCCGCAGGCUGGCCAAGCUCCUGCACGAGUUGAUUCGCCUCAGCCUACGGAAGAGGGCGACAACGGACAGGAGACGCCAAAGAAGAAGAAAGCCCACCGUGGCCAACGCGGUGGUAGGAAGCGCAAUAAGAACAGAAAAAACAACAAUGCCGAGUCUGAAGGCGAAGAGACGGAGAAGGUCGUUGCGAACGUCAAAAAGUUUGGUGAGGAUCAAGACGACGGUGUUGACGGUAGCUCUACCAACGGACAAAGCAUGUCGGACAUCUCCUCCGCGAAGCAAAUCCAUAAUCUGACCAUUACCGACAAGGUGCUUGGUAGCGGAAGCGGAGGCACUUUCGUCUUCGCAGGAAAGUUUGAAGGUCGUGAUGUUGCGGUCAAGCGAAUGCUCCCACAAUACUACGAGCUCGCCGACCAGGAAGUCAGUCUUCUUACCCAGAGUGACGAUCAUCCGAACGUCAUCCGCUAUUUUUGCAAGCAAAAGGACGAGAACUUUCUGUACAUUGCAGUGGAACUCUGCCAAGCCAGUCUUUGGGACCUCUACAAAGACGGUCGGGCGGACGAUCCGUGGACGGAUCAACAGAUCGGGUUGGUCAAUGAGAUCAAUGCCGAUGUUCCAAGAGCACUCUACCAACUCGCAGCUGGCUUGAACCACCUGCAUGGUCUGAGAAUCAUCCACCGCGACAUCAAGCCGCAGAACAUCUUGGUCGCCUAUCCAAAAAAGAACCAGACCGGAGGACCCCGUUUCGUCAUCUCGGACUUCGGACUCUGUAAGACUCUCCCGGACAACGUCAGCACUCUCGUCGGUACGACGAACAACGCGGGUACCAUUGGCUGGAAAGCACCGGAGCUUAUCCUCAAGCCGAAAGAAUCCGAAGGGCGUAUGAGCUCAAGCCAGCGGGAUUCAUCAACGUCCAAUGACCCUGUCACCCAAGGCGUUAAGAGAUCAGUGGACAUUUUCUCCCUUGGCUGCGUCUUCUUCUACGUCCUGACCAAUGGCUCCCACCCGUUCGAUGACGAGGAAGGCUGGAUGCAGAUCCGUGAGCUUAAUAUCAAGAAAAACAAGUUCAACUUCAGUAAGCUUGAGUAUCUGGGCGACGAUUCGGAGGAGCCGAUCCAUCUCAUCUCCCGCAUGCUUUCCAACAACCCGGUCGACCGUCCGACUGCCAUGCAAGUCAUGCAACAUCCCUUUUUCUGGUCGCCUGAGAAACGGCUUACUUUCCUCUGCCAAGUAUCGGAUCGAUUCGAGUUCGAGCCACGUGAUCCGCCAUCGGCGUCUCUCUGCAGACUGGAAGCGCGGAAUGUUGAAGUCAUGUGCCCCGCUCCCAAGGGCCAGAACUCGAACCACGCGUAUAGCAAGUUCCCUGACUUCCUAUCCAAGCUCGACCGCAAAUUCAUCGAUACGCUUGGUAAGCAGCGUAAAUACAAUGGCGACAAGAUGCUGGAUUUGCUGCGGGCGUUGCGCAACAAGAAGAAUCACUACUACGAUAUGCCGCCCGACGUUCAGGCCAAGGUGGGCCCCCUUCCAGACGGGUACCUCAGAUACUGGACGACGAGAUUUCCGAAGCUUCUUAUGGCUUGCUACGAGGUGGUCGUAGACUGUGGCUUUGAUCAGGAAGCCGGCUUCAGAACCUACUUUGAGCCCGCCAAUUCUUAG
Messenger RNA from Diplodia corticola, 3573 nucleotides. RefSeq names its product ire protein kinase. Gene Ontology annotation, molecular function: protein serine/threonine kinase activity; ATP binding; RNA endonuclease activity. The record is from RefSeq and is a predicted model, not a curated record. Gene Ontology annotation, cellular component: IRE1-TRAF2-ASK1 complex. The transcript has 2 exons. NCBI's taxonomy places the organism in Eukaryota, Fungi, Ascomycota, Dothideomycetes, Botryosphaeriales, Botryosphaeriaceae. Gene Ontology annotation, biological process: intrinsic apoptotic signaling pathway in response to endoplasmic reticulum stress; mRNA processing; protein phosphorylation. The coding region runs from base 1 to 3573 and encodes 1190 amino acids.